AUGUUAGAAUCAGCCAAUACUCGGUCAUCACGCGUGUCUGCCAAUCCGUCCCAGUCAAGUGGAAUCGAGACAGCCCUGAAAGAAUUGAAAAAGACUAUCGCCGGACAGAGAUCCGCGGCCACUUUUGCUUGCGGUGGUACGAUCACCAUCUCUAGGGCUGGCACCGGUGGCGGCUCAGGUGCAGUGUCAACCUCGCCGCCAGUGAAGGUCUACUGGUCUGUUCAGGAAGAGAUGAACGCCAAAAAGAUUGUCCUUCCCUUGAACCAUGCGUCGGCAGAUUCUAGCCCUGCUGCUCUGCAGCAGCUUGCAUCGGACUGCUCCCCUGUAACCUUUAGAAGGGGUAGUCAGGAUAUUCUAGACCCCAGCUUUCGACAGGCAGGGAAGAUGGAGCCAGCGAACUUCGCAACUACAUUCCAUCCGGCGGACCUCCGUAUCAUAACUCUAAUCGAAAGAAUUUUGCUACCCAGCGUCAGCAAUGAUAAGGUGAAUUCCAUGUGGGGUCGCACAAUUCUGCUGAGUUCUACAAAUUGA
Molecule: messenger RNA, 531 nt
Organism: Aspergillus oryzae RIB40
Lineage: Eukaryota; Fungi; Ascomycota; Eurotiomycetes; Eurotiales; Aspergillaceae
Exons: 1
Coding region: 1-531 (176 amino acids)
Source: RefSeq, a predicted model, not a curated record